AUGCCCCGCCGACGCUGGGUCGUAGACGACGAGUCCGAGUCGGAGUCCGAGUUCUCAGAGACAGAUGUUUCCUUCACCCGUCCUGGAGGUCGUACAUCCGUCAAGCGUCGCUCGUUUUCACGAGUUCGUCGUGACAGCCCCAACUCUAAUGCCUUUUUGACUCCCGCUAUCAUCGCUCCUCCCCCACGCCGCUCUGCCUCUACGGGAGGUAGACGCCGCCGAGGAGGGGACGAUCCAAUUGUGGUGGUUGACGUUCACAACGACGUCCACGCCAAACAAGACUACCGAGACGCUCAUCGCAACAAGAUCGAUCAGCGUCUCGCACAACGUGAAGACGACAUUGACGAAAUCGACAUUAUCCGCAGUCGCCGUCACCCCAGAAUCGUCGCAGACAUCCCCGCAUCUCGCACCCCGUCCCCCCGCCAGCAACAGCGCGAUUGGGAAAUACUCAUGGACCAGCGCAUCCUCCAAAAGAAUGACGUUCGCCAGGACAUGGAACUUGCCAAGCAGCAACAAGAGAUUGAACGCUUGGAGCGACAGCUAGCCAAGAGCAGAGAAAAACGCCGCGAAGAGCCGCAUCAUGGUUCUACCUCCCGUCGCCGACUCGCUGAAGAGGAAAUCUGGGAGGACGAGCUUGCCGAACGAUUGCGCAAACUUGACAGGCUCGAGUCGUCGAAGCGCACAGAAGAGGAACAAAAGCUUGCUGAUUAUCGCUCCAAGGUCAAGCGACUGGAAGAAAUCGAGCGGGAGCAGCGCAUUGCAGAAGAGCAGAAAAUGGCCGAUUACCGUGCUAAAGUCAAGCGACUCGAAGAAGCAGAACAUAAGGCGGCUGAAGAAGAGGAAGCUAGACGUUUGGCCAAGAUCAAACGACUGGAAGACAUGGAGCGAAAGGCUGCGGAGGAAGAGGAGGCUAAACGUAUCGCACAAGAGAAACACUUGAAGGAGAUUGAAAAGAGAGAGAAGAUUAAGGCUGAGAGGGAUAGAAUCAUCAAGGAGAUCAAAGAUGAGGAAGCCCGAAAGACCCUGGAAGAGGAGCAACGCCGAAAGGAGAUGGCCGAGCUCAAGAGAAAGGCCAUCGAAGAAUGGCAAAGGGCCGAGGAAGCUAAAAAGAUGAAGGAAAUUGAGGAGCAAAAGGCAAAGGAUAAGGAAUUUAGGGAACGACUGAGAGUCGAGUUUGGAUAUAGCGAGGAAGAGAUUGAGAAGAUGCUCAAGAAGAAGCAUGAGCAGGAAGGGAAGGGGGAGAAACACGAGCACCACCAUCACGGCGGCGGCGCAGUUGUCGUUUUGGAACCUCCAAAAGAGAAGACGACAUUCAUUCGGGUUCACCGCAAGUAUUUGCUUCCUGCAACAUUGGAUGCUUUCAAACUUCCAUGGGACUGGGAUGAUCGUGACGGAAACUACAUCAUCAUCAAGCAAUGGAUCUCUGAAGAUUUCCAAGAAGAACUAUUUGCACACACUCGUCGACUUCGCGGCGGCAAGCUCAUCGAGGAGACAUCAACGACCCUCACCGAACUCAAAGUCAACGACCGCAAGCGAGAUAAAAUGUAUCUGGUCCGGAAGAAGAAUCCCGGCAAAUCGUGGAUCUUUACUUGA
Molecule: messenger RNA, 1593 nt
Organism: Talaromyces amestolkiae
Lineage: Eukaryota; Fungi; Ascomycota; Eurotiomycetes; Eurotiales; Trichocomaceae
Exons: 3
Coding region: 1-1593 (530 amino acids)
Source: RefSeq, a predicted model, not a curated record